Molecule: messenger RNA, 5859 nt
Organism: Mizuhopecten yessoensis (Yesso scallop)
Lineage: Eukaryota; Metazoa; Mollusca; Bivalvia; Pectinida; Pectinidae
Product: 5-hydroxytryptamine receptor 1A-like
Exons: 5
Coding region: 3091-4539 (482 amino acids)
Biological process (GO): adenylate cyclase-activating adrenergic receptor signaling pathway
Cellular component (GO): membrane
Molecular function (GO): adrenergic receptor activity
Source: RefSeq, a predicted model, not a curated record
AUUGUAUCAGGUUAAGUGCGCGUGACGAGAUUCCCUACUGGAAUACUGUCUAUUAACACGAGCAUUCUAGCUUGACCAAUGUCCGAGUGGAAAGGCCAAAUCUAGAACACGAUUUCAUAUGUGUCAUAAAUAUAUUACGUUUUGUUCACAUACGUCUGAACAUUGCAGACAAUUCGAGAUAACUCCGUCUUUUGGUUUUUCAUUCGCAUCAUUUCUACUCGAUAACGAAAUUACAAAUUUCCCAGUAAUUAUCUCACUGUUGGAACUGAGUCCUUCAUGCUAACUAGCGUGCUAAUUUAACAUUUCUCCUUUAUAAGUUAAUAUCAAUAUAACUCUAGCGAAGUGUUGUAACUCCGGGAUGAUCGUUACCAGCCUGUCGGUGUUUCAGCUCCAUAUGGGAAAUGAAUUAGCCGGGUGGGAGUCGACAAGACGAGAAGGUGGAGUCUCCUUAGGAUACUUAACAUGUUUCCGUAAAUAAGUCGGAAAUGUUGUAAAGCAAUUUUCAGUCUUCAACAGACAUUCUUGUAUAAAAUUCACCGUAUAAAGUUACAAAUGUGUUGUUCGUCUGAGGAUUCGAGAUAACCAACAAACAGAUUUUUUUGUGCCGAUAUUAGCGUCGCAAUAGGGAAAUUGCGUCAACGAAUUGUGACUUGGAACAUAACUUGAAUUUGGCUGUAUUUUCUGUCUUCAGUGGACAUCUGACCGCUGCUACUGGACAGCCGAGGUAUCCCCUUACCGUCAUACCGAGACUGUGGAUUGGUGGGAUUGCGGGAUUUCACGCCGAUACGGGCCACUGUAACCGAAUCGAUUUCUCACCGCAGCAUCAGGCUUUGAUUGGCAGUAAGAAACAGUAGAAGGAAGAACUUUCACUCGGCGCUUCCUGAGUGUUGUGGAAUGAUGGCCAGUUCUUACCUUGACAACCAACAUUAAUAUUUAGUACUGGGGACUGUGCUUACGUGGGAUUUAACGAAUAAAUUCAUUAUUGAAACGAGCCCGACUUUGCGGACUGCCGAAUGUGAUCACCGUCCACUACUGUGACUGAUAAGACAUCUGCCAGGUUGUGACUGGGCAGUGGAAAUGACGUACCUAGCGCGGUCGACAAUAAACCAAUUAAAAGGACUCAGCAUCAGUACCUCUGUAGCAAUGCUUGUGUAAUCUAGCCGAUAUAUCAGCCUCUAUGACGUGGUACUUCUUAGUUAACAGGUGCGCGUUCUAUAAUUAAUGUAACUGUAUCACGGAAAGUGUCUAUCUAUUUACGGACCCAGUAACGUUGUGGUUAACACGUCACGUGACAUGUCUCAAAGGAGUUGUGUACCUUUAAAGGAAAACAUUGAGUGACGUCGUUUCCAACAGUAAGGGAUCUACGUUUCUGUUGAGUGUUGUAUUAGGCAAUAUCAGAGGUCCUUACUAAGGUGGCAUAGUCGAAAAUCAAUUGAAGAUUGCUGCAACCUCGCCUAUCGAACUUCAGUUUGCUCGACAUGUGAAUUAUUUAAGAAAUAGGAAGCUACACCACGACCUUACCGGAUAAACUGUUUCAGAAAAAGUACUGAAAGACAGUUUUUAAAGACGACAGGAUUGAAUUGAUUCAUGUAUAUUUCAGCGGCAGGGACCAUCGCCUACUCACCAAAUACGUAGGGCUCUAUUGAACUGGAAAACACCGUCUCGAUCAUCGACUUUGGAAUAGAGAUUAAACCAAGUGUGCUACACAUUUUCGCUAACUGUAGGGGAUUAAGAGCAAUUACUACAAAGGGACAAGCAUAGACGAGCUGGAUUUCAUAUUUUGUACAUAUAACGCGUGUGUAUAUACAGUUAUUCUAUGUAGUGUAUCGAUGUUAGAUGAAGUCGGUAAGUGUUAAAUUCGCGCUAUAGAACGUUUUUAUAUCACGACCCGAUUUAACAGUGACAUAAUUUGGAGAAUUCUGUGAAGGAAACAUUUGUGCCACGACUUGUGAAAGAUUUCAGUCAUUAAUAUGGUACCAGUGUAUUACAAUAUAAACGUUAAUCUACUGGCGACACUUGGAUUUAUGUCUAAAUCUGUGAACUGUUAUACACAUGGAAUAUAAUCUACAGAAAUGUAACUGCCAUACACAAGACUGUUCACAAACUGUGUACAGCGAUAUUCAAUCACAAAAUUAUUGGAAUGACGAAGUGCUCACUAUCUACGAAAUGAAAUCAUAUAUUGAGGAACAUAGAAUUGUUUCAUAGUUGGAGGCGUAUUUUGUGAAAAACCAAUUUGCCAACCGUUUUCGUGUCAGGGUUAUAAAGCGCAGUGUUUGUUAAAAAUCACUUGAAGUAUAAAGAUGGUUUGCGCUUAGACAAAAAGAAAAACGAAAGAAAAUCUAAUGACAUUGAAAGUGAAAAAGGUUUUCCUGACGUCUUCGUUCACCGUGGAAUUAAAGCCUACACACGUUUUUGGCGGUAACUGAUUAUGGGUGCAAACCUCAGCGACUGUUUCUCCUGUUUGGCAUGUAAAGAGUCCUUGGGAAUUAUUGGUCCACACCUCAGCCUGUCUGGUCGCGCUACUGUUGAUGGGGAUCGAUAUUGGAGGCAGGCUUCGUGAUUUGACUGAGAGAGUGACGGACGGCUCCAAUAUAACGAUAGAGUAUCGACCAAGUGCCGUACACCCCCAACAAUGGGGAGUGUGUUCACCGCCGUGUAUGUGAAAAAUAUACCCUCAAAUGGACGCAAACAACAGUUAUCCAGUAUUUUACACACACGUGACGGAUUUCGAUAGUAAUGCUUGGAUCGGUGUUCAUUAGUGUCAGUGAACGUUGAUGAAAUUUUAAAGUGGUCUCGAAAAAUACUUGUUUACCUUCGGUGACAAAAAUGUCUUAUAAACCUCUUUGGUUUUUACAUAACUGCGCUGGCGUGUGAUGUAUAUAUUUUGUGUAGCAGUUCUAUAUUUUCCAUCACCGGACAUGUUAGAUUGAUAUGGUCGUGUGGAGCGUACCUUUUUGCCCUAAUGAUGUUUUGCAGUGAAGAAUACAACCGUCUACGUAAUCGUUUUGUUUUGAUGCGUAUUUACGGCAAAUCUGAUCUUACCAACAGCUUCUGACUGGGGAAGUGAGACAGAAAAGAAAAAAAAAUACCAUGGCAGAUUUGGUGUUUAAUAAAACGUUAGCAAUCUUACCAGACCUUGUCUUGGAUAACGACACAGCUGUAAUAUACACAACGAGGUUUAACUCUAGUUUAUCAGGGAACAGUUCGAUAUUUCCCGGAAAUGAUACGACAUUUGCUGGAGGGUAUCCUCCUCGUCCCGAAUCUCGGUACGAAGUUUGGCAACAAGUGUUGAUCACUAUAGUGUUAGUGGUACUGACCACGGGAACUGUGAUAGGGAACUCCCUGGUGUGUAUAGCAGUAGGUAUCGUGAAACGUCUCCAGACGCCUUCCAACCUACUUAUCCUGUCCCUGGCCGUGUCAGACCUGCUUGUGGCCAUUUGUGUGAUGCCUUUCAAUGCAGCCUACGAAGUUAUGUCCUAUUGGUCUCUAGGCGAAGUGGUAUGUGACCUCUUCACCUCCUUGGAUGUUAUCCUGUGUACGGCUUCCAUUCUUAACUUGUGUAUGAUCAGUGUGGAUCGCUACUUCGUCAUCACUCGGCCAUUUAAAUAUGCCAUGAAAAGAACACCUCGUCGGAUGGGACUCAUGAUAGCCAGUGUGUGGAGUAGUUCUGUCAUCAUUUCCAUUCCACCUUUACUAGGGUGGAAAACAGAACGGCCACCGUGGCAUUGUUUAAUAAGUCAGGAAAUAGGAUAUCAGAUCUAUGCAACCCUCGGUGCCUUUUACCUCCCUCUCAGUGUUAUGUUAGUGGUGUACUUCCGUAUAUGGAAGGUAUCGUCAAGACUUAUGAAAUCGGAAAACAAAUCGAAAUUGGGAAGCAUUGAUAAAGGUAAUGAUCAAAUAUACUUACCUUCCAAAAAAUCAUCGAAAAGUAGCGGAAUAAGUGAAAAUACAAUCGUUGGUAAUGGCAAUCUCAAAAACGGAAAUUAUGACGGGGAUGACGCUUCGAUGGAAAUGCUUGGACAUACUAACCACCUUAAGACAAGUAAUGGCAAAAGAAGAUUUACACUUAAAUCGUUUCUUGCGAAGAGUAGUAAAGUGGCAACGUCCUCCAAGGAAGCAAAGGCCACAAAGACACUGGGGGUGAUCAUGGGCGGCUUUGUGGCGUGUUGGCUGCCAUUCUUCAUCCUGGCGGUGAUCCGACCGUUCUGCGGCGCUCAGGAGCAGUACUGCUCCAUCCCGCCGUGGUUGGGUAGUGUGUUCGGGUGGCUAGGAUAUUUUAACUCAUUUCUAAACCCUUUAAUCUACGCACGAUUUAACAGAGAGUUUAGAACACCGUUUAAAGAAAUUUUAUGUUUCCGAUGUAGGGGUAUCAAUUCUCGGAUACGAUCGGAAAGUUAUGUGGAACAAUAUGGUCCCGAUCCAACGUUCCGGGACAGCUUACGGCCUCCCACAGAGACGAUCGUAAGAUAUAAUAGCCAAGGACACACUAUUGUGCAUGUCGGAAACGGUAAUGCGUGUCCGGAUGAAAGUAAGCUGUGACAAGUUUGUAUAUAUAUAACGAUACCUUUAUAGGAAGUGAAAGCAAUGCCAUCAAAUGGCAAAUACGAGUGUGCCAAUUGUUGUGAUUCUAACCCCAUUUCUCUGAGAAUAAUAUAAAUAAGUUAUGAUUAUUUAGAUAACUCAUAUUAAACGAUAUUAUGUGGAGUGUGAUGUGUAAUUAUGUGAAAAAAAGCAAUACGACUCGCAAGGAUGUAUUAAAUAUAUCUUUGUCAUGUCAUUGACAUUUGACGUCAUCAAUGACGUCAUUGCCAUUUAACGUCAUCAGUGACGUCAAUGACAUUUGUCGUCAUCAGUGACGUCAUUGACAGUGUUGUAUAUAGAACGUAUAUCGUAAUGCCUUAAAUUGCCUGAAAAUGGGUGACCUGCACUGUACGUAUGUAUUCUAUUUCAGAUUUAACGUGUAUCUCACAAUCUACAGUUGCCAUGGUUCAUAUGCUGUGAUAGAAUCGCGGGUUGUCUUCAAUUAUGUGAUGAGGACAAAGUAAAAGUGCUGCAUUUUGUACUUAAUGUAGAAGUUCUACGAAAAGAGCUGUAUGGAAAUCGCUCCAUUCUUUGAAUAAGAAACGACGAAAUCCAUACCACAAUCAAUCAAGAGGUAAACAUGAGAUACGUAGCCGCAUAACUGAAGACGCCCUCCUGUUAUCCGUCAAUAUUUAAGUGUUGAUAGAACAUUUUUCGUCCACUGUUGUUAGACCAGUACGCCAGAGUUAUUGCCCCUUGUCAUGUUUUCUAGAGUUAUAAUGACGGUGAUUUCGUGUUCUCUUGCCCAUUGUAAUGUUUGUUUGGAACGUUGCAAAAAUAACUUAAAAGAAUGUUAUUAUUCAGUCGAAAAAAUCACCUAUCAUCUAAUUAAUGCUGGCUGUGCUUUCGUUGUGACAUUUCGUCAUUUGUUAAGCAAGUGAAAAUCGUUAUUAAAAUUUUUUGCAUUGUUUCAACCGUUCCUAAAAAACAGCACUUUAGCAAACAUUCACAGGUAGUUGUUUAUUUGUCGAACAUUUCCUAUUGCAAAACGGCAGAGUUUUUUUAAAUUCUUUUCCCACUAUGGUAAUUGUGACCAACCAAUUAUUGUCGGAGCUUAUUACGAUGCCUGUUAGACAUAGUAUAAAAUGUGUUUGUCACGCUAUUUAAUAGGAUGUUGACCAGGACGAGGAGCGUUCAAGUGCUGUUUGUGACGCUAAAAAAGGCCUACGACGAUUAAUACCAAUUUCAUUUUAUAAACAAUAUGGCAUAAUAACAGGAGCGAAUCACAUUCAAUUGAUAAGCAUGAUCUAAUAUUAGUUUUAUUGCCGCGAAGCGGUU